UUGUGUUUUGGUCGCUGUCUUCUCAUUAGCGAGAGAUGAAGUGGUCAGUUAGGCGGCCUGACUAAACCGUCUGUGCUCUUUAGCACGCCGACUCCAGCUCGACUCUGAGACUCCUGAACGAAGAAACAGCGUCAGCGGCGACAAAGAGCCAUGAGGAGAGGGAGCUGUGACGACAUUGCGGCAUCAAUAAGCCCCCAACUCAAGAUCCUGGCCCGACGUCGGCGCUCAGCUCCUUCCCUGAUUCUGGGCAGAGCCUUCAACAAGCCGUGGCCGUCCAUCAGAGAGAGCCCGCCGUGCCCCGUUUCUGCUGACCAGAGUCCUUUCGUUUUGGGCCUGACAAACGAGGAUGCUGAACUGAUUGCCGAUGCUUGUGUGCAGCUCACCGAGGGCUUAAAAACGAAAGAGAAGCACUUGUUCCUGUUCAGCGAUGUACUUGUUAUCGCCAAGCUGAAAUCCAACAUGAGUUUCAGACUGAAGCACAAAAUAAAUCUGUGUGACUUGUGGAUCGAUUCGUGUGACGACGAGAUCUGUGGCAUCUUCAUCGACCCGAGGACUUCAUUGGUCAUUGCCUGGCCAAUCACUGUCUGCAUUGUUUCUUUCAGCCAUUCAGUGUCUGUUGCCAAAUAUGGAUGA
Molecule: messenger RNA, 633 nt
Organism: Polypterus senegalus (gray bichir)
Lineage: Eukaryota; Metazoa; Chordata; Cladistia; Polypteriformes; Polypteridae
Product: rho GTPase-activating protein 20-like
Exons: 5
Coding region: 151-633 (160 amino acids)
Molecular function (GO): GTPase activator activity
Source: RefSeq, a predicted model, not a curated record